This is a messenger RNA of Aspergillus calidoustus, 237 nucleotides long. NCBI's taxonomy places the organism in Eukaryota, Fungi, Ascomycota, Eurotiomycetes, Eurotiales, Aspergillaceae. The record is from the annotation of a GenBank genome assembly.
AUGAUCUUUGGUUCGAUUCGAAACUUCUUGAUAGGAGAUGAUAUUUGGGAAGAAAUUCAUGCCAGCAAUGGACGGAUCCAAUUGGCAAAAGACCACAUCGACCGCCUGUUUCAGUCAGCCAAGGCAAUGUUCAUGGACCUCGGAGUAUCCGAAACACAACUGCAGGAUCUCCUCCACAAGACUCUGGACGAGAACAACAUGUCAAACGAGCCACAUGUGCACACUCGUUGGUGGUAA